CUUAUUCCUUCCCACCUCGAAAGAUCUAGCGAUUCCCAAUCAGUUGAUUAGCCCCGCGCGCCCCCAAUCGCAUCACCGAUCGGCGACGACCCCGAUUCCUCUCCGGCCGCCCAUCGUCAUCUCCGUUUCCGAUCACUCUGGUCCAAUACCUGCAUAAUUCGAUUUAUAUAGUCACAGCAGCUGCUUUAAGAAGGAUUACUGGAGAGGAUCGCCUAGCUGCAAUGUGGGCCAAUUAGUGGGUCUUUCAUUUGCAGAAUGAGAUAGAGUUUCUGAUAAAUUACUCGAUUUGAUCAGAUCCUUGAGUAGGCGCUUGCUAUAAGCGCAGUGACUUGGGGAACUUGUUUGGUGUGGUAGCUGUUAUCAUCUUUACGUCAUGCCAUACUAUAUACAGAGACUUUAUAACAUCUGCAAGGCAUCAUUUUCGUCUGAUGGACCUGUCUCUGAUGAAGCUCUUGAAAGAGUUCGUGCUAUGCUAGAUAAAAUCAAGCCCUCUGAUGUAGGUCUCGAGCAAGAUGCGCAGUUAGUAAGGGCAUGGUCUGGUUCAGUGCCUGAAAGAAAUGGAAGUCGUCAGUCACUUCCACCUAUCAAAUACCUGCAUUUACAUGAAUCUGAUAGCUUCUCUAUUGGAAUCUUCUGCAUGCCCCCUUCCUCAAUCAUACCUCUUCACAAUCAUCCCGGAAUGACUGUGCUCAGCAAGCUUGUAUAUGGGUCCAUGCAUGUAAAAUCAUAUGACUGGGUUGAUACGGUUGCACCAAUUGAUUCAUUGCAAGCAGCAAGAUCAGCAAAGCUCGUUAAAGAUGCUGAGAUGACAGCACCAUGUCCGACGACCAUUCUUUAUCCCACAAGUGGUGGCAACAUCCAUUGUUUUAGAGCAAUCACUCCCUGUGCUAUUUUUGACAUCCUGUCUCCACCUUAUUCAUCGGAAAAUGGAAGGCACUGCACUUAUUUUAGGAAAUCACCGAGAAGGGAUCUACCAGGGGAACUUGAACUGGAUGGGACAACGGUCUCCAAUAUAACUUGGUUAGAAGAGUUCCAGCCUCCUGAUAACUUUGUGAUUCGAAGAGGGUUGUACAAGGGUCCUGUUAUAAGAACAUGACAAUUCUUCUUGGGGUGUACCAUAGGUUUCAUGAAUUUGUUGCAUCUUACUAGGAAAUGUCGAGGCAAAUGCCCUGUGGCCUGUCAAUAAUUGAUAGUUCGGCUACAUAAGCUAAGGCAUGUGGUUUGUAUAUAUUAGAACAAUGUGGUCUGAUUUUCUGACCUCAGUUUCUAGUAUGGAAUAGUAACUGUUUAGGUUGGAGCAAAUCACGUGCAACUGUCGGUUUAGCAGAGUCUCCUUCAAUGCCCAUGAAAGUUUGGUGCCUUUAUGAGAGAUCCCUCAGUCAUGGUUGAUUUCUUCACCCCA
Messenger RNA from Rhodamnia argentea, 1402 nucleotides. RefSeq names its product plant cysteine oxidase 4-like. The coding region runs from base 374 to 1096 and encodes 240 amino acids. Lineage: Eukaryota; Viridiplantae; Streptophyta; Magnoliopsida; Myrtales; Myrtaceae. The record is from RefSeq and is a predicted model, not a curated record. Gene Ontology annotation, molecular function: oxidoreductase activity, acting on single donors with incorporation of molecular oxygen, incorporation of two atoms of oxygen. The transcript is spliced from 6 exons.